Lactuca saligna is the source of this 2129-nucleotide messenger RNA. The record is from the annotation of a GenBank genome assembly. NCBI's taxonomy places the organism in Eukaryota, Viridiplantae, Streptophyta, Magnoliopsida, Asterales, Asteraceae.
AUGUCUUCUUCACGCCUAAACCUUGAAAAUUUUUCAAUUCCGUUGGAGGAGAUCAACCUUGCCACCCAGAACUUCAGUCCGCAAAGAUGUAUUGGAGGCGGUGGCUUUGGUUACGUCUACAGUGGACAACUCUCAAACCGCUGGCAAAAUCGCAUAGUUGCUAUCAAACGCCUAGCUACAGAUAGCCACCAGGGGGAGAGCGAGUUCCACACCGAGGUUGAGAUGAUUUCCUCAUUCGACCAUGAAAACAUCAUCUCUUUCAUUGGUUAUUGUGAUGAAGACAAUGAGAUGAUUAUCGUUUAUGAGUAUGCUAUCAACAGAAGCCUUGAUUAUCAUCUCCAAGACCGACAAAAGAUGCGUUGCAUAACAUGGACACAACGUCUGAAUAUUUGCAUAGGAGCAGCAAGAGGUAUUAAUUAUCUUCAUUCGGGUCGUGGGGAGCAUGACAGGGUAAUACACAGAGACGUCAAGAGUGCCAACAUUCUAUUAGAUCACAAUUGGGUUGCAAAAAUUUGUGAUUUUGGUUUAUCAAAAUCGGGUCCAAAAAAUCAGCCAAAUACCGAACUCUAUACACAGGUAGCUGGAACCCAGUAUUACUUAGAUCCCACUUACCAUGAAAGUGGCAUUCUACGUAAAGAAUCAGACAUAUACUCUUUUGGUGUUGUGAUGUUUGAAAUGCUGGGAGGGAUGCUGGUUUAUCGUAUAAGAAACAUUGGAGAUGAUAUGUCACAGUCUCUAAUAAAUUUAGUCCGACGUUACUAUGAAAAUGAAGCAGACAUGUUAAUCGAUCAUGAUAUUAAAAAUCAAAUUGACAGAAGCUCUUUUGACACCUUUAAACAAAUUGCUUAUCAAUGCCUUAGUUUUGAUCCAAUGGAACGGCCUGCCAUGAAAGAAGUCAUUAAAAGGCUUGAGGAUGCAUUGGAUAUUCAACUGCAGGGAGAUUUUGCUGAACUUAUUCAGUUUCUUAUGAAAGACUUCAGAUUCUGUCAUGGCAUACGUGUUGCAGCAUUUACAAUGUACAAAUGCCUCCUCUAUUGGAAAUGUUUUGAAAAUGAAAGAACCACGGUUUUUGAUCAAGUUAUCCAGAUAUUUCGCUCAGCAACUGAGGAUGAAGAUAAUAAUGAGCAGAUGGCAUAUUGGCUAUCAUUUACAUGUACUUUAUUAUUCUUAAUUGAAAAAAGUCUUGAACGUGGAGAUCCAACUCAUGGAAGAAUGACAACCGAAUCUUCUUUUUCCGUAUCUUCUUUUGAUUUUGCUGACACACAUGCUGAGGCUACAGUUAAGGUAGUGCAACAAGUUCAAGCCAAAUACCCUGCUUUGCUUUUCCGUCAGUUACUAAAAGCACUUGUAGAGAAAACAUAUCGCAUUAUUCGUGACAAUUUCAAGGAGGAGCUGAGACCAGUACUAGACUUAUGUAUUAAGGCUCCACCGACAUUUCUCAUAACAUCGGAUGAAUCCUUCCAGGAAGACUCAGAAUUCAAUCACUGGCAAGGCAUUGUUGAUCUUCUCAACAUUCUUUGUAGCACGAUAAAAGAACAUUUUGUGCCUUCAACAAUUGUUCAGAUGCUAUUUGCUCAAAUAUUCUCAUACAUCAAUGUGGAGCUCUUUAAUAGUCUUCUUGUACGACAGGAGUCCUCUUCAUUCAGAAGUGUGGAAUAUUUGAAAGCAGGGAUAGGAAAGUUGGAGCAAUGGUGUUGUGAGGCAACAGAGUAUGCAGAGCUAGUUUGGGAUGAACUUAAGCAUAUUAGACAGGCUAUUGAGUUUCUGGUUAGAAAUGAUAAGUGUGAUGUUUCAAAUGAUGACAUCAUAUACAUCACCAAUGGUCUAUACCCUAUUUUGAGCACCAUACAGUUGUCCAAUAUAUGCACUAUAUAUUGGGAUGGUAAGUAUGACACUCAUAGUGUACCCUCAGAUGUUAUUUCUAGUACCAUUCAGAUCAGUGACGAUAGCAACAACAAUAACAAUGCAUUAAAAGAAACUUUUAGCCUGCCGCCAUUUGUUUCUGACGUCUCUGCCUCAUUGCAACUAAAAGACUUUGCAACCAUUAAAUUUGAUGUAGAACUUGGAAACAAUCCAGCCUUUCAAUUUUUGUACAACUAAUGUAUGGCCAAAAUUUGUUAAGCUUUGCC